AUGGCUGGGACCGGACGUGGUCCUCACAAGCGGGACAGCCGGCAGCGCGCGGGGGAACCGAGGAAACACCCAGCACAGAGCAGAGCCCGGCUGCGGCGGCGGCCUCCAUGCCAGAGCGGUCUGCACCCAGCUGGCCCGGCCUGCCGGCCGCCUCCCAGGCUGCUCUUGCUGGCCGCGCAGGGAAGGCCAGGCCCUCGAGGGCCAGCCGGUGCCCCGGCUCCGAGCCAGCGGCCUGCACCGACCAGGACGGACAGGAGCACAGAGGGCCGGCCCCACCGCGAGAAGCUGGAGCUGGUGGCCUCCUUCUCCUUCUUCGGCAAUGUCAUGUCCAUGGCCAGUGUGCAGCUGGCAGGAGCCAAGAGGGACGCGCUGCUCCUGAGCUUCAAGGAUGCCAAGCUCUCGGUGGUGGAGUACGACCCCGGCACGCACGAUCUGAAGACCCUGAGUCUGCACUACUUCGAGGAGCCUGAGCUGCGGCGGUCCAGUUUCCUGCCCAGCUACAUCAUUGACGUGCGAGCCCUGGACGAGAAGCUGCUCAACAUCGUGGACCUGCAGUUCCUGCACGGCUACUACGAGCCCACCCUGCUCAUCCUGUUCGAGCCCAACCAGACCUGGCCCGGGCGCGUGGCCGUGCGGCAGGACACGUGCUCCAUCGUGGCCAUUUCCCUGAACAUCACGCAGAAGGUCCACCCCGUCAUCUGGUCCCUCACCAGCCUGCCCUUCGACUGCACCCAGGCUCUGGCCGUGCCCAAGCCCAUAGGCGGGGUGGUGAUCUUCGCGGUCAACUCCCUGCUGUACCUGAACCAGAGCGUGCCGCCCUACGGCGUGGCCCUCAACAGCCUGACCGCCGGCACCACCGCCUUCCCCCUGCGCACCCAGGAGGGCGUGCGCAUCACCCUGGACUGUGCCCAGGCGGCCUUCAUCUCCUACGACAAGAUGGUCAUCUCGCUCAAGGGCGGCGAGAUCUACGUGCUGACCCUGGUCACGGACGGCAUGCGCAGCGUGCGGGCCUUCCACUUUGACAAGGCGGCCGCCAGCGUCCUCACCACCAGUAUGGUCACCAUGGAGCCCGGGUACCUGUUCCUCGGCUCCAGGCUGGGCAACUCCCUGCUCCUCAAGUACACGGAGAAGCUGCAGGAACCCCCCGCGGGCGCCGGCCGCGAGGCGGCUGACAAGGAGGAGCCGCCCUCCAAGAAGAAGCGCGUGGACGCAGCCACCGGCUGGUCAGGCAGCAAGUCGGCGCCGCAGGACGAAGUGGACGAGAUCGAGGUCUACGGCAGCGAGGCCCAGUCGGGCACGCAGUUGGCCACCUACUCCUUUGAGGUGUGCGACAGCAUCCUCAACAUCGGGCCCUGCGCCAACGCCGCCAUGGGCGAGCCCGCCUUCCUGUCGGAGGAGGGCGAGCUGCGGAUCAGCGUGCUGCCUGCCUACCUGUCCUACGACGCCCCCUGGCCCGUCCGCAAGAUCCCCCUGCGCUGCACGGCCCACUACGUGGCCUACCACGUGGAGUCCAAGGUGUACGCCGUGGCCACCAGCACCAACACACCCUGCACGCGCAUCCCGCGCAUGACCGGCGAGGAGAAGGAGUUCGAGACCAUCGAGAGAGACGAUCGCUACGUCCACCCGCAGCAGGAGGCCUUCUCCAUCCAGCUCAUCUCCCCGGUCAGCUGGGAGGCCAUCCCCAACGCCAGGAUCGAGCUGGAGGAGUGGGAGCACGUCACCUGCAUGAAGACGGUGUCCCUGCGCAGCGAGGAGACCGUGUCCGGCCUCAAGGGCUACGUGGCGGCUGGGACCUGCCUGAUGCAGGGCGAGGAGGUCACCUGCCGCGGGCGGAUCUUGAUCAUGGAUGUGAUCGAGGUGGUGCCCGAGCCCGGCCAGCCCCUGACCAAGAACAAGUUCAAGGUCCUGUAUGAGAAGGAGCAGAAGGGCCCCGUGACAGCGCUGUGUCACUGCAACGGCCACCUGGUGUCGGCCAUUGGCCAGAAGAUCUUCCUGUGGAGCCUGCGGGCCAGCGAGCUGACGGGCAUGGCCUUCAUCGACACGCAGCUGUACAUCCACCAGAUGAUCAGCGUGAAGAACUUCAUCCUGGCGGCCGACGUCAUGAAGAGCAUCUCGCUGCUGCGCUACCAGGAGGAG
Molecule: messenger RNA, 2136 nt
Organism: Condylura cristata (star-nosed mole)
Lineage: Eukaryota; Metazoa; Chordata; Mammalia; Eulipotyphla; Talpidae
Gene: CPSF1
Product: cleavage and polyadenylation specific factor 1, 160kDa
Exons: 20
Cellular component (GO): mRNA cleavage and polyadenylation specificity factor complex; nucleus
Molecular function (GO): nucleic acid binding; protein binding
Source: RefSeq, a predicted model, not a curated record